Messenger RNA from Labeo rohita (rohu), 1305 nucleotides. RefSeq names its product transcription factor MafA-like. The record is from RefSeq and is a predicted model, not a curated record. Bases 103 to 333 code for a protein of 76 amino acids. The transcript has 4 exons. Lineage: Eukaryota; Metazoa; Chordata; Actinopteri; Cypriniformes; Cyprinidae.
CUUGACAGCAAACAAACACAAGUGUAGUUUUGAGCUGAUAGAAAACACACGUGCACAGAGUCAUUUAAACAACUUACACACAAGUGGGUGGACAUCAACGAUAUGAAGGACAUGGUGGAGCAUUUGGGUCUAACCCCAUAUCAUCAUCAUCAUCAUCAUCAUCAUCAUCAUCGUCACAUGACAGAAACGGCAGUCGCAGCAGUCCUCCUGUCACACUCCUGCGGACAGAAGAAAGAAAGUCAUCGAGGUUUGGAACGACAUGAGGAACAGGAAAUUCCCCACAACAGGAAGUCGAGUGAGUCCCAGCGUGCCGGCGAAGGCAGAAGAUAUUGAUUGAGAAGGCGGUUCACCUUUUUUUUGGUGUAAUCUCUCCCCUCGCGGGCCGCCGGCCAACAGCUAAUGCACAAAUUACACAGGGCCGAGGUGCAGACGGACAGGGGCAGGGCAGCUCUUUUCACACGCGAUCUUCUGCGCCGCUGCUCGCUCCAGGUCCUGCGUACAAAGGGACAAAGGAGGUCUGAGGUUGGGUCGGACUCUUAUAGAAACAUGCCCAUCUGAUCUGGCAUUGACCUUAUGAGAGCGGCUGAAUUUUUAAAGAUGCAAAAGGCAUUUAACGCAGGCAAACAUUAGAAUAUGCAUGCUUUAAAUACCCCGAUCAUUUAUUUACGCUGCUGUUCAAAGGCUUGGGUUCAGCCCAGGAUUUUUUUUUACCAAAUUAUUGCUUUUAUUCAGCAAGAAUGUAUCUGUUUGAUCAAAAGAAAUAUACUAAAAUGGAUUUAAAAUACAUUUAUUUCAUGCUACAUAUACUACAAAUACAUUUACAUAUUUUGUACUUAAUAAAAAUGCCCUGCAAUUAUACUUUUAGCAUACUAAACUGGUAUAUUUAAAGUCUUAAUCCACUUUAAUUGUGCGGAAGUAGUGCUGAAGUCCGACUAAAAAUAACUUUAAAUAUCUUGCAUUUAAAGACAGAUAAUAUUUAAAGAUCAUACAAUCCUCAUCAAUAGUGACAUUAAAAGACAUUUUAGGCUUAAUAUUAAGAAUUGCGCAUUGUGCACAAGUAGUACUCCCAAUAAAGUUUAAUUACACUUUUUAUAUCAGCAAGUCUGGAGCAAUAUGUCAGUAAAUAUGUUAAUAGACUUAAACACUUAGUAUAAAAUAUGUGCAUUUUUAAAUUUACUUUUUAUUUGGAUAGUCUUACAAAAGAUUUUACUUUUUAAAUAAAUUGUGUUCUUUUGAACUUUCUGAGAUUCACCCAAUUAUAUUAGUUCCCUGUUGUUUUAAUAAUAAGAUAAUAAUAUAGUUUUA